GGGAUUUGAGGCUGCCUGAGCUCCCUGCUCUGCUAGUUGGAGGCAAGGAUUUGGGUGCUGCCCAGGACAGGUAUCCAGCCUUCAGAAGAAAAGCACAUUUGGAUUUAUUAUUACAAGCUCCUGAAUACUACAAGCCACAAUUACAGAAUACACUAACCUACCCCCCCCCCAAGCUGGUACCCAGCACUACACAACAAGCAUGUGUUUCUGUCACUGUCCCAUCAAAGUUUUGCAUUUUAUAUAAUAUUUGGAGGUGCAAUUAAAUUGCACAGAUUUGUCUUUUUCUAUUUAUUUUUUUGCUGCUUUUUUCCUGCUUGCCUUUUGGAAUUGGACUUCAAGGAUCUUACAGAUUUUAUUUUCUGAGCAGCAAGUCCUGCUGUCAUUCUUCUUGUACUCUGUGGCGCCCAGCAUCUGCAUAGGGUUUGGACAUCGGACAUCGGGGGGUCGUGUUAGGAUCCCUGGGUGUCCUUCGGCGUUCCCGCCAUGCCAGCCCGGGAGCCAAUCCUGUGGCUGUGUAUCCUGCAGACCCUAUGCUCCGCCUUCGCCAAGGACUCGGCACCGCCCACUCCGCGCGUACAGCUGUCUUUCCGAGAUCUCAAGGCUUCUGGCACUGCUCACUUUCUAAGCUUCCUGCUGAACACAACAGACUACCGGAUCCUAUUAAAGGAUGAAGAUCAUGAUCGUAUGUAUGUUGGGAGCAAGGACUUCAUCUUAUCUCUGGACCUGCAGGAUAUCAACCGUGAACCUCUCAUUAUUCACUGGCCAGCAUCCCAGCAGAGGAUAGAAGAGUGCGUGUUAUCUGGGAAAGACAGCAAUGGGGAGUGUGGCAACUUUAUCCGUCUGAUCCAGCCAUGGAACAGAACUCACCUGUAUGUGUGCGGAACUGGGGCAUACAAUCCUGUGUGCACCUACAUCAACCGAGGGCGCAAAGCACAGGAUUAUGUGUUUUAUCUGGAGCCAGAUCGAGUGGAAUCUGGGAAGGGCAAGUGUGCCUAUGACCCCAAGCUAGAUAGUGUGUCAGCCCUCAUCAAUGAAGAGCUGUAUUCUGGUGUAUAUAUAGAUUUCAUGGGAACUGACGCUGCCAUUUUCCGAGCAAUGGGAAAGCAGGCAGCAAUGAGAACAGAUCAGUACAACUCACGCUGGCUCAAUGACCCAGCAUUUGUCCACGUGCAUCUCAUUCCGGACAGCGCAGAUCGAAAUGAUGACAAGCUCUACUUCUUUUUCCGUGAGAAGUCUACAGAUUCUCCUCACAGUCCCACAGUCUACUCCCGCAUUGGACGUGUCUGCCUUAAUGAUGAUGGAGGUCACUGCUGCCUUGUCAAUAAAUGGAGCACUUUUCUAAAAGCACGACUGAUAUGUUCAGUGCCUGGAGCGGAUGGAAUAGAGACCCACUUCGAUGAGCUACAGGAUGUAUUUAUCCAGCAGACACAGGACAAUAAAAAUCCAGUGAUAUAUGCAGUCUUUUCUUCUUCGGGAUCUGUGUUUAAAGGAUCAGCAGUUUGUGUAUAUUCCAUGUCGGACAUCCGUAUGGUGUUUAAUGGGCCAUUUGCUCACAAAGAGGGACCCAACUACCAGUGGAUGCCUUAUACAGGAAAGAUUCCAUACCCACGCCCUGGCACGUGUCCAGGUGGAACCUUCACCCCAUCAAUGAAGUCCACCAAGGAUUACCCAGAUGAAGUGAUAAACUUUAUGCGUACACACCCUGUCAUGUACAAUCCUGUGUAUCCAGUGCACCGCCAGCCAUUACUAGUCCGCACCAACGUCAACUACCGAUUCACUACUAUUGCAGUAGACCAAGUGGAUGCAUCUGACGGGCGCUAUGAAGUGCUGUUUUUGGGUACAGAUAAGGGAACAGUACAGAAAGUGAUUGUUCUACCAAAAGAUGACCUGGAGACAGAAGAGCUUAUAUUAGAAGAAGUAGAAGUGUUCAAGAAACGUAUUCAACAGCUUUAUGUGGCUUCUAUGUCAGGGGUGACGCACGUGGCCCUCCAUCGCUGUGAUGUGUAUGGCGAGGCUUGCGCAGAUUGCUGUCUUGCCAGAGAUCCUUACUGCGCAUGGGACGGGAAAACCUGCUCUCGCUACUCGGCUUCCUCCAAAAGACGUAGCCGACGUCAGGAUGUGAGGCAUGGGAAUCCAAUGAGGCAGUGCAGAGGGUACAAUUCAAAUGCUAGUAAGAAUGGGGUGGAUGGAGUGCAGUAUGGAGUGGAGGGCAGUUCAGCCUUCCUGGAGUGUCAGCCGCGCUCCCCCCAAGCCGCAGUGAAAUGGAUUCUCCAGAAGGACAACACUGAUCGAAAAAAAGAGCUCCGUUCUGAAGGUCGCUUCCUGAAGACAGAACAAGGACUACUCAUGCGCUCCCUGCAACUGUCCGACUCUGGAGUGUACCACUGCACAGCCACCGAGAACAGUUUCAAGCACACCGUGAUGCGUGUCCGUCUCCAUGUCCUGGGUGCCGACGCCGUCACAGCAGCACUCCUUCAGCCAGAACCUCCUGUGGCCCUUGCCACCAACCCAGCUGGGCCCCCAGGUGCCUAUGAUGAUUUAGUUCAGCUUCUUUCUCAGCCUGAGAUGGGGCUUCUCAAUCAGUACUGUCAGGGAUAUUGGCGCCCUCCAGGCUCUACACAGACUGAUGCAAAGGAGUUUCAGGACCAAAAACGUGCCAGGAACCGGAGAAAUCAUCCGCCUACUGGGGAACUGCAGACAUGAAACAGGACCAAUCAAUUCUAGGACCAACUAUUCUUCAUCUCCUUACUUCCCCCACAUAUUGCCUCCUUUCCGGACUGACCCCUAUUUUAUUUUUUACUCAAACCUCUUUUUUUUUUUAAAUAUCAUGACAAAAAGCAGAACAAACUAUAAAUAUAUAAAUAUAUAAAAUAUAUAUAGAUAUAUAAAGAAAGAAGGGGGUUUACUUUUUCCUGAGUCUCUUAGACUUUAUUUAUUGGGGGAACUCAAAUCCCUCCCAUGCCAAUUCCUCUUUUAUUGGGGUGCAGUAUGGACAGAGAGGAUUGGUCCUAGUUUCUGAAAUGAUGUGACAUUUCACCAUGGGGGACACUUUACAUCAUGUGACUCUACCGAAACCCCUGAUGCUCGUGUCUUCUUUGCUUGAGGGACCCGCAGAGUGUCAGCGGCGUGUUACUGCUUUAAUACUACCAGAGCCUGCAGAUAAUUGCACAUAAGCCCCUCUCAGACUCCACAAACUGCAGGGUGUGAUUCUGCCACCCGCCAGUACUUCAGGAAUCUGCAGAUCAUUGCUCCAUUCUCACUUGGCAAUACAGUUUGCAGAGCAGCUCCCCAUUAUCAUCGCUCUGCAGGCUGACACUUCAAUAAAGAGUCACUGACAAA
This is a messenger RNA of Xenopus tropicalis (tropical clawed frog), 3339 nucleotides long. It is a transcript of the gene sema3f, whose product is annotated as semaphorin 3F. Gene Ontology annotation, biological process: axon guidance. Gene Ontology annotation, molecular function: semaphorin receptor binding. NCBI's taxonomy places the organism in Eukaryota, Metazoa, Chordata, Amphibia, Anura, Pipidae. The record is from RefSeq and is marked provisional.